This is a messenger RNA of Nothoprocta perdicaria, 8838 nucleotides long. RefSeq names its product muscleblind like splicing regulator 3 (gene MBNL3). The transcript has 9 exons. The record is from RefSeq and is a predicted model, not a curated record. Bases 573 to 1706 code for a protein of 377 amino acids. Lineage: Eukaryota; Metazoa; Chordata; Aves; Tinamiformes; Tinamidae. Gene Ontology annotation, molecular function: metal ion binding.
AAAAAAGAGAGAUAAAAAGGCAAAAAGAAAAAUUCUGACAUCCUUUUGCUCAUGAACCGUGAUUUUUAGAAGCAAGAAAUAGAAGGAAAAAAAAAAAAAAAGUUUUCUCCCCAAGGACCAAGACCAUUCUGCAAACUGAAGUGCUGCCAGCAGCAUAUGCUUUUUGCAAGAAUAAUUGAAACCAUUAACUGGAGAGCACAGAAUUCUUUUGAAAGUCUGCCAGUUAUUUUCAAGUAACUUCGGCAGUGGCACAAAAUAUAACACUUAUAUUUUAACUUCUACAAUUGCACUUUUAGGAGCUGGCCUCUAAUUUGAUUUUCAGUUGUUCUGAUAAGAUUUCUAUUUUAUGAUUGGCUUUAUGUUUAAUCCUUGUUUAAACAACCACAAUUUGACUUAAAUGAAAACCUAAGUGCUGAUGAAUAGGAGUUUUACCAAAGCAACAAGUUAGUUAUUUCUUCGCGUUUAACUUGAAUUCACCUUUUUUUACCCCUUUUUUWWAAAAAAACAGAUCAGCGGGAAAGAUCGCCCUGACGAAGGGUGCGAUUGCCUGCGUUUUAAUUUUUGCUUUUAAUAUGGCUGUAAACGUUUCCCUGGUCCGUGACACAAAAUGGCUGACGCUAGAAGUGUGUCGGGAGUUCCAGAGAGGGACCUGCUCGCGCUCCGACGCCGAGUGCAAGUUCGCCCACCCGUCCCGGAGUUGCCACGUGGAGAACGGCCGAGUUAUUGCCUGCUUCGACUCCCUAAAGGGCCGAUGUACCCGAGAGAACUGCAAAUACCUUCAUCCUCCCCCGCACUUAAAAACACAACUUGAGAUAAACGGACGCAACAACCUGAUCCAGCAGAAGACGGCGGCAGCCAUGUUCGCCCAGCAGAUGCAGUUCAUGCUCCCGGGCGCGCAGCUACAGCCCAUCACAACGUUUCCUGUGACUCCAUCGCUUGCAACAAGCCCCACGAUGGCUUUUAGUCCCUACCUGAGUCAUGUUUCCCCUGGGAUGGGCUUGGUUCCUGCAGAGCUUUUACCAAAUACUCCUGUCCUGGUUUCCGGGAAUCCUACUGUUACAGUACCAGGAGGCUCUGCCGGACAGAAACUGAUGCGUACAGAUAAACUGGAGGUUUGUCGAGAGUUUCAACGUGGAAAUUGUACACGUGGUGAGAACGAUUGCCGCUAUGCUCACCCCAUAGAUAUUGCAAUGAUAGACACAAAUGAAAACACUGUUACAGUUUGCAUGGAUUACAUCAAAGGUCGAUGCUCUAGGGAGAAAUGCAAGUACUUUCAUCCCCCUGCACACCUGCAAGCCAAAAUCAAGGCAGCUCAACACCAGGUGAACCAGACAGCUGCAGCUGCAAUGACUCAGCCAGCUGUCAGAUCACUGAAGCGACCGCUCGAGGCCACCUGUGACCUGGCCCUGCCGCCUGGUGCACUUCAACCUUUACCAAAGAGGCCAGCACUUGAAAAAAACAAUGGUGCCACCACAGUCUUUAACCCAAGCGUUUUCCACUACCAACAGGCUCUAGCCAACAUGCAGUUGCAACAGCCUACGUUUAUCCCUACAGUGCCCAUGAUGCACGGUGCUACGCCCACCACUGUGUCUGCAGCAACAACUCCUGCCACCAGCGUCCCCUUCGCUGCAACAGCUACCGCCAAUCAGAUAUCCCAGUUAUCAGUAGAUGAACUGAGUAGCAGCAUGUUUGUUUCACAGAUGUAGAAGUUCCCGAUAGAACACCGACCAUAUUGAAAUUCUGAACAGUAAAAUUAUGGAGCACCAGGACUUCUUGGUGGGAAGCUGCGCAUGGCCUUUCUGUAUAUACCCCCUCCUCCCUCUAUCGUUCUCCACCACCUCUACAGUAAGCCUGUUGCAGCCUACAUGUUAACCAAAAACUGAUCAAUGGGAAUGUCAAAAAAAAAAAAGAAAAAAAAAAAGAAAAAAAAAGCACUAUAGAAACAAUUAACAAACAGCGCUCUGUUAUAUGAAAUAUACAAGUAGGAAAUUAUAAUAGACUUUUAUAACACAUUACUUUAACACACUUAAUCAUUUUAUGACUACCAUCCUGAUAAGUGCAUCUGCACAGCGGACUGUUGGUUUACUGUAUACUAUCGAUGGAUAAAUGUUUGUCUUGUUUUUAAAGUGUUAUCUUACUGUUUUGUUUACAUCAUAGUCUAUUGAUUUGUUUUAAAGUGUACAUCAUUAUCAAGUAUACUCAAUACCAUUUUUUCAUUAUUGUUAUGUCUUAAGUUUUCAUAUACUGUAGGUUUUAUGGGAUUUUGUUUUUUUACUAAAAAUGUUAUUGUGGGAAACAGGAAUUAUGUGCUUGAAAAACACGACAUAAGAAUGUUCUGCCCUUUUCUAGAUUUUGCUGUUCAUGUCAGCUGCAGUUGUUGUGUUAAAUGCUCCUUUUAUCAUGUAAAAUUUGCCUUCAGGUAGAGUCUCCAAAAUUUCGUACAAAUGACAGGAAAGGACAGUUGUCAUUUUAGUCCAGUUCAGGGUACUUUUUUUAAACGCAGUGAGCUGAUUCUGGAAAUGUAGACAACAAAAACCACAAGCUGCACUCAGUGAAAAGUAAGGUGACAGGAAGGAUUUGCUCAGACUGCGGAAAUCAUCAGGGAUUUCUGCAGUUCUGUUGUACAUUGAAGUGCAUUCUCAGCUGCAAAUGGCGCACAAUCUUUCUUGCUAUUCUCAUGGUGCAGUCCAAAAAAAAAAAACAAAAAAUAGAUGGAUAAAUGAGAGAGCUUCAUUGGGGCAAAGAUGAUUUUGCAUUGGAGAGGAACAAGCACCAACUGUUAGCUGCAAAACACACAGCCGGAUUAGGUCCCUAACCGUGGCUUUGCCCAAGCCGGGUGGUAGUGUGCAGGUGGCCUUGUCUUCCCCAGGCAUCCUGCAGCAUUUCAGCCUGAGAUGUGGCUCGUCUCCACAUUUCAUCAGCGGGYACCAAUAAUUUACUCACCAUUUUCCUUAAGCUGGUGAUAUUUCCCAAGACCUCUGGCCCGUUAGCGCAAGCAAAAGGAGUAACAAGCAAAGGCAGCAAAUCUAAACUGAAGCGCUCUGCCGUACGAGGAUGUUCUUUUUAAUGGAGUUCCUGUAGGUCAGUGGAUGUGUUGUGGCAUCUUCUACUUGAUCAAGAGCAAUGUUUGUCGCACAACAAGGGCUAGUUCUCAACACCUCCUUUUUUCAUGCACGUGAAUGAAAUGAUUUCCAGCCCGUCAUUAUGCUGCGUUGCUGAACAGCCUGGCUACACAGUAUGUUUGAUUGGAGGACACACCAAAUUCAUCCCUAUCGUAGCUCUCUGUCAUUGGCACUGUGGAAGAGAUGGAUUUGUUCCUGUAAAUCUGUGAACUUCAGAGAAACUGCUUGGCAAAAGAGAAUCAUUAUUAAAACCAAACAGGAGGCACGUUCCUGGUGUCCAGAGGCUCUGCACCCUCAGCUCACCGUGGUCCUGUGGGCUGCAAAUUCCGACAACCAGAUCAUGUUUUCCUUUCAAACUUCCAAGGCUUUGGCUAGAGACUUUCCUUGCCCCCUCUCCUCCAGCGUGAGUGCAGAUACAUUGCUAGAAAUGUAUUUAUAUGGGCCACGAGCGAUAGAGGGGCCUGGAGGUGGUGUGCCCCAAACCCAGGCUGUGACCAGCUGCUGUGGAGAUUUCUUCAUGAGCAAGAACCUUGGACGAGACCAGUUCAGAAAAACCUUGGGCCAGUAGAAAUCUUUCCAUUCAUUUCAKCAGGCUCUGAACCAAAUGCUGAGAGAGGGAAAAUACCCCCCACAACAGUCACUCAUGMGCCUCCCGUUGUGACAAGUCUCUUGCGUCCGUAGCUGUUUGGCAGCCAUCAGAAGCAGACAGUGUGGCCUGAAAUCGAUGGCUCUCAUAGAUAUUGGCUACUGCAUCCCUGUUCUUUUAACCACUGAGUUUCUGUUUCCCAAAACCAUAACAUUGUUAGUGGAAAAAAAAAAAAAAAAAGUGGAUUUGAGUACUUCCUGUUUGAAAUUAUUUGUGUAUCAAAAUGGGUUUUGCACAACCUGUGCCAGUGCCUCAACAAAGAACAGAGCUGAUCUUCUUAAGCCAGAAAGGAUGCAUUCAAGCUUGUAUGGCUUUAUGAGUUAAAGGAGGUUGGAACUUUUUUCAGUGCUAAAUGGAUUUUUGUAUAUCUUGACACUUYGAUGUAACCUCCUAUUUUAUUUAUCUACUUAAACAUCUGGCAUAGAUGUGCAUAGAAUGUAAACCUAGAAUACAACUGUUUUCACGUCACAUUUAAAGCACUGAAAAAAAAAGCAUUUAAGGAUUAUUUUUUAUUAAAGAGGUCCAAUGAGGGAUGUUCAGGGUAGUUAUAUUAGGUGCCACAACAGUUUUUAUAUUGCUGGCAAAUUUAGCGUUAAUUUGUAAAUGAGUUUAAGGAAAGAAAAGCUUGAAGCACUAAACUUCACCAAAUUCAAAACAAUCUCGGCAAAAAAAUGCCAUUUUGAGGUAGCACUAUUUAAACUAGUUGUGCAAUGACUUGCUCUAAUUUUCUUUGUUCAAGAAAGAAAAAAAAAAUCAGUCGUCAGACUAUAAAUCUCCUAAAUAGACUAUUACAAAGUCACCAAGCUAGUUAGUGACUCUAAACAAAUGUCAUAAAAGCAUGAAUAUCAUCCUUUAUUUGACAAGAGAUGUAUGUAAGUUUGUUUAAAUCAAUAUAAUUUUAGUGACAUUUUUAUAAGCUUCCCACUUUCCAUGAACCUAUAUUUUUUAUUUAUCCAAAGUUAUUUCUCUUUGUCCAUUUCUCUCAGCCUUAUGCAAACAAUAUGCAAGAAAUGCUGAAACUUGGAUAAAACGGGUCAUGCAGAGGGAAAAUGAAAGCUGAGAUUGAUCAUUUUCACAGAAAAAAAAGAAAAAAAAAAAAGGUUGUUAGUAGUUUCAAUAAGAAAAUACUACCAUUAAGCUGUAACAUAAGCAGACAAUAAAAGAGGGAUUUAAAAUAAAAUGGAUUCACAAAACUAUUAAGAUUAUUUUUGUUAAAUACAGUGUUUUUAGUAAUUUGGAACCUGAUUUCACAAUCAACCGUGUUUUUUAGUUGGAGAUUUUUGACUCUAUAUAUUUUUUUUUGCAUCGUGGUGUUCUAGAAAUCGUUACCUCCCCGGCCAGCCCCGGUCCUGGACCCUCUGACGCACUUUGCUCCCUGCCGUAAGCGUCGUCCCGUGCUGCCCUCGGGGCCUUUGUCCCCCGGAGCCGGCGCAUCCGCAGGCGCCCGCAUCCCGCGGGAUGCGCCGGCUCCUGCAUCCCCAUCCCGGCUCCUCGCCCGCACCCUGGGGCGGCUCCAGGACGCGCUCGCCCACGGAUCCGUGGCGAAACCGGAGUCCUCGUUGGGUUUUUUUUUUCUUCUCGGAAUCCCUUGUACAUUUCACACACAUGCAAAUUGAAAAAGGUGAAAUUUAUGAGGAAAAUCUAAUUUCCCAUUCCUGUUGAAUGGAUUUAGUUUGAUAUUGACCUGAUUUUACCACGUGCCUGUUGAAGGCCUUAGAGUAUAUACUGUAUGUUAAAGACUGUAAUAACUUUAAAAAAAAAUAGUUGAUAGCCUAAUCCAAAUGUAAAUAUAGCUACAACACGUUGUUACUAGGCUACAACGCAUUAAUUCAUGUCAUAUAUUCUCAUUUCUUUACCAUUAGUUUUUAAGGUCUUCAUUAUUGCUUUUUUGAUAUCUUUAGUAACUAAUGAAUUUAAUUUUGAAGGAGAGUUAGAGAAAGCUUAAACUUUUUACUACAUGUACUCAACCCAUUUAGUUAUAUUCUAAACCAACACUGAAGCAUGGUAAGGUAUAGAAUACAGUCCAUAACUAGUUUGUAUAGUUUACAGUUUAAGAACAAAAUUAACUUUGUAUGUAACUCCUACAAUGAUAGAUUCAUUGUUAACUAAUUAUAUUAAGUUGUUGUUGCUAUGGCAACAAAACUACAACAUGGCUACCUUUGUAUACAUUAUUUGUGAAAUUUUCACAUGUAAAUUAAAAGUGAUGUGUAACAGUAUGAGCUUGUUAAAGGUACAGUUCGAUACUGUCAGAUAAAGAUAUGAUUGAAUAUUUUUAAAAUCCCAAAGUCCCAUGUGAACGCUGAAAUUUGUGUCUUUACGUCACUUUUUCAGUCAAGAAGUUUACAACACAUGGAUUUAGAGUCAGGUUUUAUAGCUUGUAGAAAUUGUUGUGUGGCAAGGGUUAUUCCACAGUAUUUUGACUUGGAAAACACGGCGACCUGCAUCCACGACGUAGCGACUGCUCUCCCUUCCCUCUCACAUCCAUUCACAUUGUGGGAAUUCCGAAUCGAUCCGUUUCAGCACUGUAGCUCUGCUUGCAAUUCAUUUUUAUUUCUAUUUUUUUUUUAUUUUCCUGCAAUCAAACACACGAUUACGUUACGAUCAGGGCUAAGUAAUUAAACAUGUAACUAUUUUAAUACUAAUUUAUAUUAGCAAAAACUGUACAUAAGAAAAAAAAAUAUUGUGGAAUGACCCCUUAACAGUGUUGAAGAUACAAAUAUGCUGCAGUUAAACUGAUUCAGUUAGUGUACGAAUGUGUGAGACACACCUUUUUUGCACUUAUGUACAUAGUCCACGAAAGAAAUCCUUGGAACUUAUUUUGAAUAUAAAAAGUCUGUAAUAAUACAGGAAAAGUUUGUAAAAGAGAUAGGUAUUACUAAGGCUUUGAAAAGGAGGAGUUUUUUGCUAUAAAACUUAUCUGAAAGCAUGAUGUUGCUUUGCUGUUGUAAAAGCUUUGUAGUUUGCCAUAGCUUAUUAUACAGCAGACUGAUAACAGGUCAGCUCCAACCUGCAGCACGGAGAAAUGGGGAACAGUGCUUAAUUAAUUAGUAAGGUCACUAGCAAAGAUUUCGAUUGUGGUUUGGGGGUUUUAUUGUUAUUAUUUCUAUUGUUUUUCGGUCACCCUGCGUUUCUAAGCACACCCUAGGUCACGUUUUUGGUAAGAAAUUUUCUCUGUGGUUCCUCCGAGGCCCACGAUGUCACUGGUGGCAUAGACACCUUUCCCAACCUCCUCCCUAUGUUUCCAGCAGGAAGCGUUUGGUGGAGCAGGUUGGCGUCUACUUGGGCUUAACCAGGCGGGAGAGCAAGCACCAGGCCCGGCUUUCCCUGCCUUGAGGAGCUCUGCCCUCCUCUUUCUCCUCCCGGACCGAACUGGAUCCCCAGCUGGCUCCAGAGGACGAGCAGGAUGUGGGACGGGCGGACGGAGCAGCCAGCAUCACCCCCUAUUCCACCUUCCCAAACUUCCGAUAGCUCCAGCUGUGGCCGGAGCGUUUCCAGCUGCUGGGAGCGGAGCAGGGAGCCGCAGGGCCUGGUCCCUGUGUGCCCUCCGAGCCGCGCGUAGCUGCACGAUGGUCUCCCAGCCGCCUGUGUCCCCAAGGGUAUCCCCAGCUCUGUCCCCAAGGGUAUCCCCAGCUCUGUCCCCAGGGGUGUCCCCAGCUCUGUCCCCAAGGGUAUCCCCAGCUCUGUCCCCAGCGGUCACAGCUGGCAGCAGCUGGAGCCGUGCGAGGACGGCGCUUGUGGAGCAUCUUCCCAACAAACCAGGCUAGGGACCGGCUGGGCACCGCGGGGCUCUGCGUCCCCUCGCUUUAACGGCAAGGACUGGGAGUUUCCAGGAGGAAACUGGUCAGGAGGUGCUGAAACUGAAACUUCCAGGAGGUGCUGUGCCACCCACAGCAGAAACGGGCCCGGGUCUCAGCUUCGCUCCCCGCUCUUGCCGUGGGUUCUGCUCCAGGGCUCCGCGGUGCUGGCGGGUUGUGGAGGAGCGAGGGGGUCUGUGCCGACCCCUYUAGCUUCCGUGGGAAUUAGUACCUUUCUACAGAGCUUAAACCACCGGAUUUGCUUCCAAAAGGCGGCUGGUUUUGCAGCCAGGCAGGUCCCAACCCCUCCUGGUGCGGAGCUAAACCCCCCAGCAGCGCUGGGGCUGCUUUAAAUACAUUUAAUAUUAACUAAUUAGCUAGUUCUAGCCACUUUGCCGUUAAGGCUGCCAUUAACUAUGUUCAUUUUUCAUAAUCAAGCUCAUUUACAUCCAUAGGAUGACRAGAGGAAAAUAUUUUGCACUAUGUGGAAUGAAUCGUAGCUGGUGAAACUUCCUUGCGUUGGGGUGGGAAUGCGGAGGGGACCUCGCUGCUGAAAUCUCUGCUAGUGACCUUGACUGUCGUCUUCUAUCAUCAAAAAUAACUCAGUAUGCUUCUCAAAGGAGACACUUAAACAUGCAAAAAUAACACACCUAUUAAAUAAAAGUUCUUUUUUUCCAAACACACAACAGAGAGAAUUACCUGACACCGAAUUACAAGGUUCCAGUUCUUUAUUACUGUACACAGAUGCUAUUUGAUAGUGGUGGAAGCCAAAUGAUUUUGUUGCCAUGGCUUUUGUAUCCUAGCAGAUGAGGGGAUGAUAAGACCAUUCUUAGAUUGGAUUAUGGGAUUGCUUUUUUUUUCUUUCCAAUUAGCUUUGUUUUAAUUAUAUUUUCUUUGGAAAUCAUGAAAAUGAAACAAAACUCCCUGCACCCAUUAUUAUUUCACCUGACAGUAGAUCACUGUUCUUUUAUUUUUUUUUUAUAAAUAGAGAAAUGUAUUUUAGGCAAUCACUGAAAUCAAAAAAAAAAAAAAAAAAAGAAAAAAAAAAAGAUUGUUCUCCUAAAUUGUCAAUUAUUAACUAUAUAAAAACAUUAAUACUGUACUGUGUAAAGUAGAUAUUUGAAACACAUUCUUCUUUUCAUAGACAUUUCUGGUAAAACAAAGUAAGGGAAACAUUAGGUAUCAAUUUAAUCAUAUAGUUUAGAAUAUAUACACAAGAUUACAGUUAGCCCUGUGGAAUUGUAAGAAAUUAAAAUGUCAUCAGAUCCAGACAGGC